This is a messenger RNA of Tribolium castaneum (red flour beetle), 932 nucleotides long. It is a transcript of the gene Roe1, whose product is annotated as Roe1. The record is from RefSeq and is a predicted model, not a curated record. Gene Ontology annotation, biological process: protein folding; protein import into mitochondrial matrix. Gene Ontology annotation, cellular component: PAM complex, Tim23 associated import motor. NCBI's taxonomy places the organism in Eukaryota, Metazoa, Arthropoda, Insecta, Coleoptera, Tenebrionidae. The transcript is spliced from 3 exons. Gene Ontology annotation, molecular function: protein homodimerization activity; adenyl-nucleotide exchange factor activity; protein-folding chaperone binding. The coding region runs from base 120 to 788 and encodes 222 amino acids.
GUCAAAGUUCAUUGUCAUUUGAUUGGCAGUAGUGGCGUCUGACGUUUAAACUAACCUCUUCAGAACAAGUUCCGAAUUUACGCUCAAAUCACCAGGAAAAAGUGUCUCAACUUGGCAAAAUGUCUCUGAUGGGAAUCCGCGGCCUCCUAAAGUAUGGUAAAAUAAUCAACGAAAGUGUGAUACUCAACACCAGAUCAAUCACACUUAUGAACAUGCGGAUGAACAAUGCCCCUGAAGGACAAGCAAAGCAGGAGCAAGUGUCACAAAAUAGUACACCACCACCCUCUGAACAGCCAAAAGUGGAAGACAUUGAACAAUUAAAUAAAAACAUUGCCGAACUCACCGAAAAAAAUAACGAACUUUUAGAUAAAUACAAACGGGCGUUAGCUGAUGGCGAAAAUUUACGAAACCGGCUAACCAAACAAAUUUCAGAAGCGAAAUUGUUUGGUAUUCAAGGUUUUUGUAAAGAUCUCCUCGAUGUGGCAGACGUUUUAGGCAAAGCCACUGAAACUGUACCCAAAGAAGAAAUCAGUGAUAAAAAUCCGCACCUGAAAAGUCUAUACGAAGGACUUGUAAUGACCGAAGCGCAACUACAAUCAGUUUUCAAGAGGCAUGGUUUAGAGUGUGUGAAUCCACUAAACGAAAAGUUUAAUCCAAACUAUCACGAAGCCUUGUUUCAACAGGAGGUUGAAGGUAAAGAAUCUGGGACUGUUGUAGUUGUUUCCAAAAUUGGCUACAAAUUACACGAUCGAGUCAUCAGGCCGGCUUUAGUAGGCGUCGCCAAAUGAGUAUUGUAAAAAUUAUCGUUUUCUAAGGCUUUGUAAAUUACAUACAGAAAAGUGGUUGUUAUUUUUAGGUUUGUGAUUUUUAUUAUUUCACAAAGAUACUUGUAUGUUAAUAGAAAAGAGAAUAAAUAUCUGUCGAGACCAAAA